This is a messenger RNA of Schistosoma haematobium, 2200 nucleotides long. RefSeq lists its product as uncharacterized. The record is from RefSeq and is a predicted model, not a curated record. The transcript is spliced from 2 exons. Gene Ontology annotation, molecular function: catalytic activity. The coding region runs from base 728 to 1957 and encodes 409 amino acids. Lineage: Eukaryota; Metazoa; Platyhelminthes; Trematoda; Strigeidida; Schistosomatidae.
GCUUGUAUCCUGGCACGAUCUCGGUAUCCUUUCGAUGCCACGAGAUCGCCAGCAAAUAAACAUCGACUUGGUCCAUUAAUUGCCUUCUGAUAUUUGGCUUCUCGGAGAUUUUAUGGAGUCAUUUGGAACGAGCUUCUUACGCCUUCUGAUCUAUUUGGCACAUGUUUCUUGGUAGCGGUGUUCAUAGUUAAUCUCAAUUCGACGCCACGCUACAAUUGGUGACCCGUAUUUUGGAACACGCCUCUGCUUCUGGUCAAAUCUUCCAAAGAAGCCAAUUCGGUGAGUCUAUGAUUUAUCUAUCCACGUCUGUCGUAUAUUUUCAUAUUUAAUAUAUAAUAUACUCGACAUGACGGAUAACGAUAAGAAUAGUAUUAAUAUAAUAGACUCACAUGUAUGUGUACCGAAUCCUUGUUACUUUUUUCGCGUGACGAUGAAUUCCACGCUUUAUUCAAGAAAGGAACCUGGUUCUAAGUAAUUCACGUAAACUGAUUGGAUCCGGAAUAUAUGUCCGUGAGGACCUCAGCCUAGCUGAUCGUAUUAAGAGAAGAGCUGCAGAAGCGGAAAUAAACGAGCGUCGCCGAAACGGUGAAAGAAACCUCGUUCUUAAGGGUUUUCAGAUUGUAAAAGUUCGGAGCAAAACGAUCCCCAAGCCACUCUGGGUGGCAAGGGAAAGCUCUCCACAGACUUAAAAGUGUGCUACACAAAUGCUCGCAGUCUACUAAAUAAAAUGGCGGAGCUGAAGUCAGUGGUGGAUAAAGAAAAACCGGACGUUAUCGCUGUCUCGGAAACUUGGUUAACGUCAGAAGUAUUAGAUAGUGAAAUCCAAUUGACCGGUUUCAUAACCAGUAGGGCUGAUAGAUUAAACCGAAGGGGAGGCGGGGUUAUUGUGUACACGAAAAGAAGUACCCUAACCAUAAGAUUAGCUGAGACAGUAGCACAUGUUUCAGGGACAUGUGAACUGGUGAGAUGUAAGUUGAAAUACCAAAGGCAAGAUAUUGAAGUAGUUGUAGUUUAUCGCAGUCCAGAAUGUGUAGCAGAUGAUUUUCUCCUCAGUAAACUUAAGUCCUGGUGUAACAACGGUAAAAGCCUUGUAGUAGGCGACUUUAAUGCACCAUAUAUAAACUGGGUUAACUUAGAAGUAGAGUCAUCUAUAUCGUCGUUCGACUCCAAACUGUUAGAAACCUCGAUUGAACUAGCAUUAUUCCAACACAUUAGAGAUCCCACAAGAUACGACUUAAGAAACUCUUCCUCUCUUUUAGAUUUAGUCUUCACACACGGUGAUGUUGGUCAAACGGCUUUUCUCCCACCACUUGGGAGAAGUGACCAUGCAGUCAUCUUAUUAAAAUUCAUGGCUGAAAUUGCUUCUCAAACAAUUGCGCCGGCCCGUCCUAACAUAUGGAAGGCAGAUAUGCAGGCAAUUAACUCUGCAGCAUCGGCUGAGAACUGGGAAAUUGACUCAAAGGCAUCAGUACAAGAGGCAUGGACUCUAUUCAGGCAGUUAUACAAUCGGGUAACUCAACCAUAUAUACCCUGGACUGUCCCAAAGAAAAAGAAGCACGGACAUCCCUGGUUAGGGCGGGAUAUUCGACGCCUACUAAGACAAAAGAAGAAAUGCUGGGAUGUUGCCAUCCGCCUUGGCACAGCAGGUACGAUGGAACACUACAGAUCGAUAAGAAACGAGUGUAUAACUAAAAUUCGGGAAGCGCAAAGAAAAUAUGAAAUGCAGCUGGCAGAAUCUGCACUCAAGCAGCCCAAGAGGAUAUUCUCGUACAUAAACUACAGAACAAGGAUUCAUCACUGGAUUCCCAACCUAAUUAAAGUAGGAAGUGAAUCUGAAAUGAUAGAGGAAGAUCAGGAAAAAGCUGAGGUUAUGGCUGACUACUUUGGGGCAGUUUUCACUCAGGAACCUCCUCUAGAGAAAGAACCAGACCCAAUUACAGAUGGUGUACUGACUUGAGUGUCUAGAUUCUACUUUUAUUUAAGUAGAUUUGCAGUUCAUAAGGAUGCCGCAUUAGUGGAUGAGAGUUCAACGAAUAGCUGAAGCUCUUUACAGUCUAGUAACAAGGUUAUUAGCCUUUUGAAUUUUGUAAAAUUGUAAUGACUCACAUUUAUCAGGAGAACUUGACUGGUUUAAUAAAAACAAUUAUUAUUAUAACCAACUGUACCAGUGUUUGUUUUAAUGUGCUUUUGUUUGACUGUG